Molecule: messenger RNA, 1112 nt
Organism: Phymastichus coffea
Lineage: Eukaryota; Metazoa; Arthropoda; Insecta; Hymenoptera; Eulophidae
Product: cuticle protein 2-like
Exons: 3
Coding region: 120-599 (159 amino acids)
Source: RefSeq, a predicted model, not a curated record
GUCGCCCGCAGGAGUUCGGCGACUUCCUAUAUAUAAGGGGAACACGUCGAGCCUUACUCGCAGAGGAUCUCUUGCUAAGUCCGUGUAUCUCUCGUGUGCAUCGCACAACUCAGGCAGCUAUGAAGGCAUUCAUCGCAUUGUUCGUGGUGGCUCUCGCUGGUCAAAGUAUGGCCGGAGCACUGUUUCCCAGGGACACCCCAGAGGUAGAAGCGGCCAAGGCUGCUCACAUUGCUCGUUACAACUACGAGGCUGCAAGGAAUACUCUUGGCUACGCCCCGUACGUUUACACCGCACCCAUUGCCUAUUCCGUACCCGUCUAUUACAACAGCCCGGUUGCUUACGGACCAGCACCCCUUGGACCCGAUGGCCGUGUACUCGACACCCCCGAGGUCGCCGCUGCCAAGGCCGCGCAUUUUGCUGCUCACGCUAAGGAAUCCCUGAAGCCGUACGGAGCUCUAGCCGUUUCGUCGCCAUCGUAUUACGCUUAUGGUUACCCAUACACGGCACCCAUUGGACCUGACGGAAACGUAAUAGACACACCGGAAGUCGUCGCCGCCAAGGCCGCCCACUUUGCCGCUCACGCCGCUGCCAUACAUUAACUAGUUGCAUCGUCAUAUCAUCAUCAUCGCUGACAUCCCUCUCCGAGCGACCACCGUUCAGUACUUUCAUGUAGCUGCUGCUACUGCACGAACUCGUGACGUACACGAACAUUCUUCAUUGCGAGACUCUUUGUACUCGUCUGAUCUCGAUUUUUUUAUUAAAUAUUAUAGUAUUACCAGACAUUUACGCGGCAUUAUUAAAUUUUAUACCCAUCACUACUCAGAUAAAGAAAUAGUACUUCGAUUUUUUAUACAGCAGUUAUUUAUAUGUAAGCGCUCGUUUUACUUCAUCAUGUACCAUCUAUAAUAUAAACCACAAUGAUUCAUCAUAAAUUGUGCUUUUAUUUUUUUUCCUUUUAAUAUGUUAUCAUUGAAAUUAUUAUUCGACUCUACUUGGAUCAUACUUAUUAUGAUAGGUUCGUAAUAGUUAAUGACCUACAAAUACGGACUUGUUUAUUAUCUCAACUCAAUUUCACGAAUAGCUAUACAGAAUUGCAAAAAAUAAACUUUCGU